Molecule: messenger RNA, 2751 nt
Organism: Fonsecaea erecta
Lineage: Eukaryota; Fungi; Ascomycota; Eurotiomycetes; Chaetothyriales; Herpotrichiellaceae
Exons: 1
Coding region: 1-2751 (916 amino acids)
Biological process (GO): protein import into nucleus
Cellular component (GO): cytoplasm; nucleus
Molecular function (GO): nuclear import signal receptor activity
Source: RefSeq, a predicted model, not a curated record
AUGAAUGCGCGCAACAACAAGGACUAUGUCAAUUACCUAACCUACAUCUUCAGCACGCCGCAGCUCGGCCAGGAUCUGAAUCUCGCCGCACCCAGUCUGUUCCUUGUUCGCUAUGCCGCAGCUGUCAACCUUAAAAACCACAUCAAAUUGUUCUAUAGCCAGAUCCCCAAAGACCAAUUGGCAUACAUCAAGGCCGCCACACUCAACGUUCUCCGUGAUCAGAAUUCGCAGUUGCGCAGUUUCGCGGGCACCGUAAUCACCGAGACGGUCCAACAAGGCGGUCUACUACAAUGGCCCGAGAUCCUGCAAGAACUGCUGGCGCUCGUUGGCAACACCAGCGGAAAUGUUACGGGAGAAACGCAGGAGGGUGCGAUGGGCGCCCUGGCAAAGGUCUGUGAGGAUAAUCGAAAAUUGCUCGACAAGGAAUUCCAAGGUCAGCGACCUAUGAGUGUCAUCGUGCCGAAACUGCUCGAGUUCGCCGUCCACCCGAACCCCAAGAUCAGGGUGUUUGCGCUCGGUACCCUGAAAUCGUUCAUUCCGCAAAAGUCCCAGGUGCUUUUCUCCGCGCUGGACGUCUACCUGCAGACGAUCUUCCAGCUCGCUUCGGAUCCAGAUGUGCAAGUCCGACGGAUCGUGUGCCAGUCGCUUGUACAGCUGGUGGAUUCGAGACCCGACAUGUUGGCGCCUCAUCUCGAGGGCCUGGUCAAUUAUAUUCUUACCCAACAACAAUCCACUGAUCAUCCGGAUCUUGCGUUGGACGCGGCCGAGUUCUGGUUGAGUGUUGGCGAUCAAGAACAACUGCGAGAUCAAAUGGGCCCCUAUCUCGAAAGGAUCAUUCCCGUACUGCUCGCGGGCAUGGUGUACGGAGAAGAGGACGCCGUCAGACUAGGUGGCGAGGGAGAUGAUGCCGACGUUGAGGAUCGUGCCGAAGACAUCAAACCUCAAUUCGCCCAGACCAAGGCAGGACGAGGUGUUGUUUCAGCUGAAAAGGACGAGAGUCAGCCUGGAACACCACAAGCAAACGGAACGUCACAGCCUAAGAACGAUCUGAGCGACGGCGAAAUCGAGGACGAAGACGAAGAUGAAGAUGAAUGGGAUGAUGAAGAUCCCGAGAACGCGUGGAGUUUGCGAAAAUGCUCUGCCUCGGCGCUGGAUGUCUUCGCCGUGAACUACCACUCAGCCGUCUUCAACAUCAUCCUGCCGUACCUCAAGGAAAACCUCUCACACACUCUCUGGCCGAAACGCGAAGCCGCAGUCCUCGCUCUGGGCGCCAUCGCCGAAGGAUGCAUGGACGUGAUCUCUCCUCAUCUGCCCGAGCUCGUUCCCUUCCUCAUCUCACUCUUGUCAGACGAGGAACCCGUUGUCCGUCAAAUUACCUGCUGGUGCCUUGCACGUUAUUCCGAGUGGGCUGCCCGACUUGAUUCCCAGGCAGACAAACAGCGCUAUUUUGAACCCAUGAUGGAGGGUCUGCUUCAGCGCAUGCUCGACCCCAAUAAGAAAGUCCAGGAAGCCGGGGCUAGUUCCUUCGCGUCUCUCGAGGAGAAAUCUGGGGACAAGCUGAAGCCGUAUGUCGAACCCAUUUUACGGCAAUUCACGGAGUGCUUCAGACGGUACAAGGACAAAAAUAUGUACAUCCUGUACGACUGUCUGCAAACCCUUGCAGACAACGUUGGCUCGCAGAUCGCCAAACCGGAACUUGUCGACCUGCUUAUGCCUGUACUAAUCCAGCGAUGGAACAAAAUUCAAGAUGACUCCCGCGAAAUGUUUCCCUUGCUCGGCUGUCUAGGGUAUAUUGCCAUGGCUUACGGCGACACCUUCGCGCAGUUUGCUCCUCCUAUCUUCGACCGAUGCAUCAAACUCAUUUACGCCAACCUACAACAGCAUGUGGACUUUAUGAGCGGCCAGACUGUUGACCAACCGGACAAGGACUUCAUUGUAACAGCAUUAGACCUUCUUAGUGCAAUCAUCCAAGCCAUUUCUCCAGAGAAGUCCGCGCCGCUGGUCCAGAACUCGCAACCUCAGUUCUUCGAUUUAUUGAGUUUUUGCAUGGAAGACACCACCACGGAUGUGCGUCAAUCCGCGUACGCUGUGUUGGGUGAUUGCGCAAUCGCGCUCUACCCCAGCCUGGAUCCUUAUCUGCCCAAACUCAUUCCGAUCCUGAUCAGACAACUUGAUCUUGACAGCAUCCCAGACACGGAUUCCGAGAAUGGCUUCAAUGUCCUCGCCAACGUGUGCUGGAGCAUGGGCGAGAUUGCGGCGAGAGCACCGACCACCAGAAUCUCGCCCCUGAUCGAACCACUCUAUCGUGGCUUGUUGUCACUCAUUACGAACGAAGAAGUUCCCGACGCAGCAAGUGAGAACGCCGCUACUGCAUUGGGAAGACUUGGUGUUCCCUGUCCGGACCAUCUCGCGCCCUUCUUGUCCGAGUUUGCGGAACCUUUCUUGCAGUCCAUGUCCAAGAUCAGCACAUCGCAUGAGAAGGCCUCGGCGUUCCUGGGGUUCAACAACAUUCUGGAAAAGAAUCCUCAGGCAAUGGAAUCCAGCCUGGCAUUGUACUUUUCUGCGAUCGCGCAGUUUCCCCUCAAAGGGCGGCAGGGCCAGGAAUACGCCGACGUGCGCACCAGUUUCGCCAGGGUCAUCAACGGCCUCGCCGGCCUGAUCGGGCAGGAGAGGUUUGAAGGCUUCAUCGCCGGGUUGCCGGUACCGGUGCGCGCCAAGUUGAGGGAUGGCUAUGGCGUUGGCUCCGAAUGA